This is a messenger RNA of Ruditapes philippinarum (Manila clam), 1412 nucleotides long. RefSeq names its product cornifelin homolog. The record is from RefSeq and is a predicted model, not a curated record. The coding region runs from base 158 to 568 and encodes 136 amino acids. NCBI's taxonomy places the organism in Eukaryota, Metazoa, Mollusca, Bivalvia, Venerida, Veneridae. The transcript is spliced from 4 exons.
CCAUAAUUCACUAUUCUAGGUUUGAAAUACUAUGUUACAAAAAAUUCAACGUUUGACAUGAAUUUUAAUUCUUGGUGGAAAUUCUGAAAAAUAAGUAGCAGUACAUGAACAGAAAAAGUGCUAUUAUAUUCUGUAUAACUUCAUUAAAAAUACAACCAUGAGCGUUCAACAUGCGGAUUCCGCUGGUCAGGCCAUGCAGGGGCAACCCAGUCAGGGAAAUACCACCGUUAUUAUACAACAACCCCAGACAGUUACCGGCAAGCUUGUCGGUAAUAUGAAUGGUCAUAGAGACUGGAGUUCCGGCUUGUUCGGAUGUAUGGAUGACGGAAAAAAGUGUAUCAUGGCUCUAGUAUGCACUGAAUGUGUUUUGGCAGACAUUGCACAUAGAACUGGAGAGAGUGUUUGUGUACCGUUCUGUAUCCCUGGAGGUUUGGUUGCCAUUAGAGCUAGACUGAGGGCUUUAGGUGGAAUACAGGGUUCAAUAUGCAAUGAUUAUAUGGCGCUGUACUGUUGCUAUUUCUGUACCUUGUGUCAGAUGCACCGAGAGUUGGAUCAUAUGGGACUGUGACCAGCAAAAUUGUUGUCUUUUCUUUAUAAAAGUCUUUAUUCACACAUUUUAUUACAAUAUCCAUUGCAUGUUGUAAAUGCAAUAUUUUUUAGACCGUCCUAGUUUUUUGUCAUUUUUUUUCAGUUUCAAUGUUUUUAUUACAAUUUUGUUAUCUAUCUUUAUAUUAUUUUCAUGAAUUUCUAUAUCAAGACAAAAUUUAUCCAACAUGUCUCGCAGCUAGAUUAAAAGAUAAAAAAGAUCAAAACCUUAAAUGGCUUUUAUACAACAUGUUGCAUGCCUAAACUUCAAAAUGAAUAUCAAUUGAAACUAUUAAAAUCAUUUAAAAGCUCUAACAGAACUACGACUAGAUAGUGUGUUUUAGCACUGAUCUGUUUCAUAUCAUUAAAUAUUCAGAUAAAUUAUGAGAACAUUUGAUAAGAUAAAAAACGUUAUGAAUUGACAGUUUUUAUAUCAUGAAUUCACGUCACGCCAUUUUAUUUUUAAUUAUUGAGUUUGCCAAAGAUAAACGCUACAUCUAAGUAAGUGUGCCGUAGAAGAAUAUUUGCUUGAUUUUACAGAUUUGUUAAUUUAUAAACCACCUUAAUCUUAAUAAUUAUGAUACAUUGUUUAUAGUUUAGGAUUAUACUUUGUUACAAUAUUCACGUAAAAAAAUAACCGUCGAUGUUUUAUGAAAAACAUACCUUAUAUCGUUUUCUUUUCAUCCUUACAAAUGAUCAUGUCGGAAGUUUUGUGACUAUUUACAAGUUUUCAAUCAUAAUCAACAUUUAAAGAAAUACCAUGCUCAUCGUUCUGUAAAAUACUUUUAUUGUAGAAAUGUUUUGAAAUAUAGUAAAUUCUGACUGAA